AAUGUUUUACGUAAUGCAACUCUGUUUCCCCUCCCCUGUAGACACUUUACUCGGUAGGGGCUAGAAACUUCCAGCGUCACUCGUUCUCGUGUCUUUCAGAGUUCGUUCUCUUCUCUUCCAACGGAACAUCAGCUGUUUCAGUUUGUUCAACCGAUCCUAAACUCAAUCAACAUGGGAAAGGAAAAGACUCACAUCAACAUCGUCGUUAUUGGUCACGUCGACUCUGGCAAGUCGACCACUACCGGUCACUUGAUCUACAAGUGCGGUGGUAUUGACAAGCGUACCAUCGAGAAGUUCGAGAAGGAAGCCCAGGAGAUGGGUAAGGGUUCCUUCAAGUACGCCUGGGUGUUGGACAAACUCAAGGCUGAGCGCGAGCGUGGUAUCACCAUCGAUAUCGCCCUGUGGAAGUUCGAGACCGCCAAGUUCUACGUCACCAUCAUUGAUGCCCCCGGACAUCGUGAUUUCAUCAAGAACAUGAUUACCGGAACUUCCCAGGCUGAUUGCGCUGUUCUGAUCGUUGCUGGUGGUGUCGGUGAGUUCGAAGCCGGUAUCUCCAAGAACGGACAGACCCGCGAGCACGCCCUCUUGGCUUACACCUUGGGUGUCAAGCAGCUGAUCGUCGGUGUCAACAAGAUGGACUCGACUGAGCCUCCUUACAGCGAGAACCGCUACGAGGAAAUCAAGAAGGAAGUCAGCAGCUACAUCAAGAAGAUCGGUUACAACCCAGUUGCUGUUCCCUUCGUCCCCAUUUCUGGAUGGCACGGAGACAACAUGCUUGAGGCUUCCGCCAACCUCCCAUGGUACAAGGGAUGGAACAUCGAGCGCAAAGAAGGCAAAGCUGAAGGCAAGACCCUGCUUGAAGCUUUGGAUGCUAUCCUGCCUCCUUCCCGCCCUACCGACAAGGCUCUCCGUCUGCCCCUUCAGGACGUCUACAAGAUCGGUGGUAUCGGCACAGUGCCCGUUGGCCGAGUUGAAACCGGUGUCAUCAAGCCCGGCAUGGUCGUUACCUUCGCCCCCUGCCAGUUGACCACUGAAGUCAAGUCCGUCGAGAUGCACCACGAAGCCCUCGAGGAGGCCGUCCCUGGUGACAACGUCGGCUUCAACGUCAAGAACGUCUCCGUCAAGGAGUUGCGCCGUGGAUACGUCGCCGGUGACUCCAAGAACAACCCACCCAAGGGUGCUGCUGACUUCUUCGCUCAGGUCAUCGUGUUGAACCACCCUGGCCAGAUCGGCAACGGUUACACCCCCGUGUUGGAUUGCCACACCGCCCACAUUGCAUGCAAGUUCGCCGAAAUCAAGGAGAAAUGCGAUCGUCGUACCGGCAAGACCACUGAAGAGAACCCCAAAUUCAUCAAGUCUGGUGAUGCCGCCAUGAUCACCUUGGUCCCCACCAAGCCUCUUUGCGUCGAGUCUUUCUCUGACUUCCCUCCUUUGGGUCGCUUCGCCGUACGUGACAUGCGUCAAACCGUCGCCGUCGGUGUCAUCAAGUCCGUCAACUUCAAGGAUUUGGGCGCUGCAGGCAAGGUCACCAAGGCUGCCGAGAAGGCCGGUAAGAAGAAGUGAAUGGAGGUUUUCCCAUCCAACCGACAGAUGUGUCAUGUACCGGGUCCGAAGCAACUACAGUUCGAAAUUCUUCAUUUAGUUUCCGUCAAAAAAUUUUCUAAUCGGCAUCGAAAAGAGUUCAGGAGGAAAGCAAGCGUUUGGUUGGAUAAAUUUGUUUUCAACCUUGUUAUGUAGAACUAGACUAUCUGUCUACAGAAUGUCUUUGCUUGUAUCCCGUUGAAUUUAUUUGUGUCGUAUUUUUCUUCCUUAAACACGAAAUUUUAGCGCGUCUUACUAUUGGAGGGGUUAUCCUGGAGAAGAAUUAUGAUAUCUUGGUUUUGAUCAAUUGAAAAAAAGCGCCCUCGUGUACUUUCUAAGUGCAUUUUACUUUUAUUAGUCAUCUUGUACAUUUUUGAGAUGGCUUUAUUGGUAAAUUGUAAACUUUCCACUUGGUUUAUUCGAAUCGUUUUUACUUACUCCUGUAUGUGUAAGGGCUUUGGUAUAUACACCUCAAUCAUGCUCCAAUACAUGAAAAUUUGGACUGA
Molecule: messenger RNA, 2087 nt
Organism: Daphnia carinata
Lineage: Eukaryota; Metazoa; Arthropoda; Branchiopoda; Diplostraca; Daphniidae
Product: elongation factor 1-alpha
Exons: 7
Coding region: 172-1563 (463 amino acids)
Biological process (GO): translational elongation; translation
Molecular function (GO): GTP binding; translation elongation factor activity; GTPase activity
Source: RefSeq, a predicted model, not a curated record